Brachypodium distachyon (stiff brome) is the source of this 2124-nucleotide messenger RNA. Its product is annotated as transcription factor bHLH66. The transcript is spliced from 7 exons. Bases 286 to 1674 code for a protein of 462 amino acids. Gene Ontology annotation, biological process: regulation of transcription by RNA polymerase II. The record is from RefSeq and is a predicted model, not a curated record. Gene Ontology annotation, molecular function: RNA polymerase II cis-regulatory region sequence-specific DNA binding; protein dimerization activity; DNA-binding transcription factor activity, RNA polymerase II-specific. NCBI's taxonomy places the organism in Eukaryota, Viridiplantae, Streptophyta, Magnoliopsida, Poales, Poaceae. Gene Ontology annotation, cellular component: nucleus.
UCCAUCUCAAAAAAUAGAAAAAGGAAAUCUGCAAUCUCUCUCACACACGAUCAAACAAACGCUUUGGUUAGCGAAGCGAUAACCAUCGCGCUCUGCGCAGAAGCUGAGUAACUGACCCAUCCCGUUUAUAAAUAGCCGACGACGCCAACCCCGUGUAGCUAGCUCCUCCCCCCUCGCACACACAAUUCAUCCUGAAGUCUCCAUCCUUCUCUUCGGGCUUCAAUUUUUCUCCCUAACCCUAACGUACCUACCCCGCCUCCUCCCGUAAGCCCUAGUGCGCGCGCGAUGCAGCCCACGACAAGGGAAUUGCAAGCCAUGGCCGCCGCGGCUGCCGGCGCCGGCCAGAUCUCCAUGGGCGACCUGCGCAACAACGGCCACGCGGGGCCGGGCGGCGCCAAUGGCGGCGGCGGCGGCGUGCACGACGACUUCCUCGACCAGAUGUUCGGCAGCCUGCCGCCCUCGGCCUGGCACGAGCUCGCCACCGCCGCCGCGGCCGCGAAGCCCCCCGAGGAUGACUCAGGGAUGCAGCAGCAGCAGCAGUUUGGGGGGCCGUACGACGAGUCAGUGAUGCUGGCGUCGCGGCUCCGGCAGAACCAGAUUAGCGGCGGCGGGGGGCCGGGCUCAGGCGCCGGUGGGGCCGCGAAGCAGAUGGUUCUGCAGCAACUCGCCGAUCUGAGGCAAGCGGGCCAUGGCCACGGCCACCACAUGAUGCUCCAGGGCGGCACGGGCCGCGGGGACAGCGGCAUGAUCCUGCCGCUCACCCUCGGCAACGGCGGAUCGGGCGGCGACGUGCAGGCGCUGCUGAAAGCCGCCGCCAAUUCCGCCGGAGGGGAAGCCGGCGUCUUCGGCGGCUUCGCUGGAUCGCUCCAGCAACAACAGCAACAUUUCCAGCCACAUCCCCAGCAGCAAACGGCACCUAUGCCGAACCAGACCUUCGGAGGAGGGGCCGCCUCUGGAGGCGGGGCGCAGCCACAAGCUGGGGCGGGUGGUGGAGGAGGCGGUGGUACGCAGGCGCCGCCAAGGCAGCGGGUGCGCGCGAGGCGAGGCCAAGCCACCGACCCCCACAGCAUCGCCGAGCGACUUCGUCGGGAGAGGAUCGCCGAGCGAAUGAAGGCCCUGCAAGAACUGGUGCCCAACGCCAACAAGACGGACAAGGCGUCGAUGCUGGACGAGAUCAUCGACUACGUCAAAUUCCUGCAGCUGCAAGUCAAGGUGCUGAGCAUGAGCCGGUUGGGUGGCGCCGCUGCCGUCGCACCGCUGGUGGCCGACAUGUCCUCGGAGGGGCGAGGCGGCGCGGGCAACGGCGGCGGCCCCGCGGCGGAGAGCGACAGCCUGACGGUGACGGAGCAGCAGGUGGCGAAGCUGAUGGAGGAGGACAUGGGCGCCGCCAUGCAGUACCUGCAAGGGAAGGGCCUCUGCCUCAUGCCCGUCUCCCUCGCCUCCGCCAUCUCCUCCGCCACGUGCCAGCUCCGGCCACCCUCCGGCCAUGCCUUCCCGCACCACCUCAACGCCAUGCGCCAGAUGCACGACGCCGCCGUGCCGGCCUCGCCGAGCAUGUCCGUGCUCACGGCGCAGUCGGCCAUGGUGCCCGGCAACAACGGCGGCGCGUGCGCGGCCGACGGCGGCGCCGAGGCGUCACAUCCCAAGGACGCCGCAUCCGUCUCCAAGCCCUGAUGAUUGAUGAGUCUUCUCUACCAACGGUGAAACCCUCAACGUAUGGCGUGAGAUCGGGUCUAAUCCAAUGGGAAUCAUGCGUCGAUCCGGUCUCCGCUGGCUGGCUUCCACGGUCGCGUUACCUUAGACUCCGUGGGCUCCGCAGCUGGCCCACCAGUCCCCUCCCGCAGGGGCCCAGAGGCCGUCCUUACCCGCUCCUGCAGAGCGGCUGCAGCCCACGGGCACCCCUUUUUUCCUUUUCCUUUCCUUUCCCCCUAAUGUUGUCAUUAUUUUCUUUAUCCUGUAGUUUAUAUCAUGUUUGUUACUACUUAACUUAAGUGUAUAUUAAUCUAGGACUGGUACUUCUGGCUUUGUACCAGCUUUAGCCUUUCUUUCCCCUCCAUCUGCAUCAGCUUUUCCCCUCCUCCCUCUUUUCCUGCCUUUGCUUGACGCAACUUUUCGUUUAGUUUA